Anopheles funestus (African malaria mosquito) is the source of this 9364-nucleotide messenger RNA. It is a transcript of the gene Ptp99A, whose product is annotated as tyrosine-protein phosphatase 99A. Lineage: Eukaryota; Metazoa; Arthropoda; Insecta; Diptera; Culicidae. Gene Ontology annotation, biological process: protein dephosphorylation. Bases 1563 to 5525 code for a protein of 1320 amino acids. The transcript has 16 exons. Gene Ontology annotation, molecular function: protein binding; protein tyrosine phosphatase activity. The record is from RefSeq and is a predicted model, not a curated record.
UAUUCCGUUCAGUACCGUGCUAUCCUUGACCGUGUUCGCGUUUUGUGAGGUAGUAAAUUCGUUCGGUUUGUUGGUUUCGCAACAAGGAAGAAUCCGGCCAGCUCAGCAGGGGGUGUUGGAUGGAUGGCCAACAAAAAAAAGCAAGCCACCCCCCACAAUCACCCUAGUGCGCGUAGUCAUGUGUUUCGCUAGGUUCUCGCAUCAACGAUCACGUGUGACGCACCGGUUCUAGUGUGCGUGUUUUGUGUUUAGAGAUGUUUUGCUUGCGCCUGUUUUCGUAGUGUGUCUUUGAAUUGAUAGGUUGGUACGGAAGCUGGAACCACCCUCCCGAGGGGGGAAGAAGCGGAAAGGGGAGUGUUGGGAAAUAUAUAAAAGAAGGAAAAUGUUGCCAUAAAAAUGUGACAGCUCUCACUUUCGCUGAUGCCAUCAAAAAAACACCACCAGCCCCCACCCAAUUCGUACCAAUGUCAACAGUCAGCGGUAGUGUACCGUGUCACCGGUCGCAGGGGCCAGACAAAUCGACGACACGCAGUUUUCGGUUUGGCCGUACGACUGGCCAUGCCAUACUGUUUCGACGCGUGCGAGGUUUCGGGUGGAAAAACAAGUGUCAAGAUCCGUUGUGUGUAAACAAAGUCAUUCGCACGCGUGCGAAGCGUUUUGUUUUGAGUGGUGUGUCUAUUAAAUAGAGUGUAAGUAAGUGACGGAAAUUAGCUAUACGUCCUGGUAAGUGAAAAAAAAACACAGGCAAAAGCGGUUUUGAUUUUUUUGGUGCAAAUAUAGCACAUAAAAUCCGUCAAAGAAUCCAUUCAAGUGAAGCUACAUUUUGUGAUAGUGUUUAAACCCGGGAAAAGAGCUUAUACGGUGCUGCUGAAAAAAAAUUAAAACAAAAAAGUGUUCCCCACUAAAAGCUGCACCUUUUGUGAAAAAUAAUUCCAAUAACCAACCAUAGCUAAAGUGCCAAUUUUUACAAGUGGCAAAGUGUCUGUGUCUGCCCGCAAUGCUACACGUACACGGGCACUGAAGUUGAUACGUACGGCGUGAGAAAAAAAAGGGAAGCAUUUUGGAAGCUGUAUUUUCUUUCUACUCACCCACAUCACCGACCUCUGCGUACGUUUUCCACGCGAAGUGCUCAACUGCGAGCAAUAGCGGCCAAUCCCGCAAAACCGGUAAAGGAGAGAGAGUUCGAAUUAGCAUAAUAAUUCAGCUUCAACUAUACUAUCCGGCAACCCGGGUGGAGUACGAAACCCGGGCUGGGGGCGGCAAAUAUUCAUCCGAAAAAGAGGUUUUAGUGGUUUUGGUGUAUGAAAUAUCGGUCACAUUAUCGCUAAUGUUGCUGCCUGAUCCAUCGGGCAUACCGUACCCAGCAGCUGAAGUGUCACGCGACCUCUCUGGCUUCCCUGGUCCCUUGGGUUCCCGCUAAUGUUGGUGGUGUACAGUGUUGACCGUGUUGGUGGACCGUAGUGGUUGGCUAGUGGUUGAAGAAAGAUUUCUUUUAUUUGAAUGCCAAAAGGACAGCAGUACCGUACCGGUACCGGCAGCACGGUACCAUCGGUUCCGUAACCAUGAGGUAUUCCAUCGUUGCGAAGUGGAAAUUUAUCGUCUGUGGAUUAAUUUUGGCAGCAUCCUUCAUUACCGGUUCCGGUACGAGUAGAAUUUUCGAUAUUGAAAACAUUCCCGUGGUCAAGUACGUAGCGGUAGCGGGCAAAAACAUUACCCUCGACUGUCCGGGCGUUAACGAGCGUUCGCUGGUGGAGACGCUGGUUUGGCGUACGUCCCAUACCAUAGCCGAGUACGUCAACGGUUUACCAUUGGUCAGCAAUCAGCGGCUCACACUGGUGGUUGAUAAUUUUAGUUUGGUUCUCAGCCCUGCCACCGCUUCCGACACGGCUGAGUACAGCUGCCUGCUGAACGAUCGGCACAGUCCGGACGCCAUCGUUGACUUGCUGGUACAAGAUGUACCUGACCCGCCCGGACGUCCGCUAGUCGUAAGCUUCACGUCACGUUCGGUCGAUUUAUCCUGGGCCCACUCGCAGGAUCCCCGAAAUGCACCGGUUACAAAUUUCAUCAUCGAAACAAGAAUUGGCGAAAAUGGUGAGUGGGAGCUGGAACCACCGAUACACACGAAAAGCAGCCAGGCCGCACAUCAGGUGACAGGGCUACAGCCAUUCACCGUUUAUAGCUUCCGGGUUAUCGCCGUCAACAAGCUUGGCCAUAGUCAACCGUCAAAAGAAUCGUAUUACUUCGUUACAUUGCGUGAAGCACCGACGGGAAAACCGGUAACAACAAUCGCACACAACACGUCCGCCACCUCUGUAUAUAUCUCGUGGAAGGCACCACCGCCCGAAUCGAUACUAGGCGAGUUUCUCGGCUACCGGAUAACGUACCGGCCCCGGGACUACCACACGGACGACGUCAAGGAGAUCUACAUUCGCGAUAGUGCCGUCGAGAACCACGAAAUUCAUAACCUCGAAACGUACACGCAGUAUCUGGUCUCGAUACAAGUGUUCAACCCGGAAGGAUUAGGACCGCCGACGACCGUUCUGGUUAUGACAGAUGAAGGAGAACCAAGCCCACCCCAGAACCUGACCGUGCUGGAGGUAACUUCUACCACCAUCAAGCUGACCUGGCGCGAACCCGAAAAAGCUAAUGGAGCGAUCCAUGGAUACCGUGUGUACUACAUUCAUCAGAACCAAACCGAUCUGCACAUGCCGAUCUUGAAGCUGAACGAAAUGCAAAACUCUGUCUAUCACUAUACGCUCUCGAAUUUAAAACCAUUUGCCGAAUACCGUAUCCUAGUGACGGCCUUUACGAAAAAACACGACGGCAAACCGUCGGAGGUAACGCAACGUACCGAUGUCAGUGGUCCCAGCGCACCGAAGGUGGUCAACCUGACGUGCCAUUCGCACAACGCACUGUACUACGGUUGGCGCAUUCCACAAACCUUUUACAACACGAUCGAUCUGUACAUAAUCAGCUAUCGGAAUAUCGCGUACCACGAGUUUCGCGAUAUUCGCAUCACGGUGAAUUCUUCCAUCAUGGAAACUUCGCUAAUAAUUCCAAAUCUUACGAGCAAUGCAGCGUACGAGGUGAAAGUACGUGCAGCAUCGGCGAGCGUUUUCGAUCCGAAAAAAAUCAUUCUCGGAUCGUAUUCCGAACCGCGGAAGAUUUCUCUCCAACCGAACUGUGAAAAAGCUCCGCUAAAGUCGCAAAGACAAGCGUACGAUGAUUACAACUUGGCCGUACUGGCGGGCAUCGUCUUUAGCUUUUCUGCCCUGCUGCUGAUCGUGUUGGGACUCAUUCUGUGGAAGAAAUGCUUCCACGCUGCAUAUUACUAUCUCGACGAUCCACAACCCUGUCAGGGCGCGCAGGCUGGUCUCAUAGACUGGGAAGGACCGAGCGAAGUCGGUGGUGAAGUACGCUGUCCAGUGGCGGUCUCCGAUUUCGCGAAACAUGUUGCCCAACUGCAUGCGGACGGUGAUAUCGGUUUCAGCAAGGAGUACGAAGCGAUUCAGGGCGAGGCGCUUAACUAUGAGUACCCAUCGGAGAACUCGCAGCAUCCGGAAAACAAGGGCAAGAAUCGAUACUUGAAUGUAAUCGCCUAUGAUCAUAGCCGGGUGCAUCUGCGGCAAGUGCCAGGCCAGAAGAAACAUCUUGACUACAUUAAUGCUAACUUUAUCGACGGUUACCAAAAGCCGCGCGCAUUCAUCGGCACUCAGGGUCCGCUCCCCGGCACAUUCGAUUGCUUUUGGCGUAUGGUGUGGGAGCAGCGUGUCGCCGUAAUCGUAAUGAUAACGAACCUCGUGGAACGAGGCCGCCGGAAAUGUGAUAUGUAUUGGCCAAAGGAUGGUACCGAAACGUACGGCAUUAUACAGGUACGGUUGGUGAAGGAGGACGUGAUGGCGACGUACACCGUGCGUACGCUCCACAUUAAGCAUCUGAAAAUGAAGAAAAAGAAACAAUCGCAAAUGGAAAAAACCGUAUACCAGUAUCACUAUACGAACUGGCCCGAUCAUGGUACACCCGACCAUCCGCUGCCGGUGAUUAACUUUGUGAAAAAGUCCACCACCGCUAACCCAGCGGACGGUGGUCCGAUUGUGGUACACUGUUCGGCUGGUGUUGGCCGUACGGGGACAUUUAUCGUGCUGGAUGCAAUGUUGAAACAGAUCGAAGCGAAAGGUUCACUGAACGUGUUUGGCUUUCUGCGAUACAUACGGGCCCAGCGGAAUUAUCUGGUACAAACGGAGGAACAGUACAUUUUCAUACACGACGCACUGGUGGAAGCGAUCGCUAGCGGAGAGACGAACAUUAAGAUGGAAGCGAUUGGUGGCUUAGUAAACCAUCUGGAUUACAUCGAUGCACAGUACAAGCUUAUCGUGAGUUAUCAGCCAAAGGAAAUCAAUUUGACCUCCUCGUUGAAGCCGGUAAAUGCAAUCAAAAAUCGCAGCUCGUUGGUCCCGCUAGAGGGUAGCCGGGUACAUCUCACACCCAAACCGGGCGUUGAAGGAAGUGACUACAUCAACGCUACCUGGCUGCAUGGAUUCCGCCGGCUGCGAGACUUUAUCGUCACCCAGCAUCCGCUGAUCGAGACUUUUAAAGACUUUUGGCAGAUGGUAUGGGAUCAUAACGCACAAACCGUGGUGCUGCUUUCGUCGGUGGAUAAUAUGUCUUUCUUGCAAUUUUGGCCUAACGAAUCGGAACCGAUAGAGAGCGAUUACUAUCGCAUUCGGAUGGUGUCGGAAACGUCCGAGGACAAUUACAUCGUGCGGAACUUUGUCAUCCAGUCGAUACAGGACGAUUAUGAGCUGAGCGUUAAGAUGCUGGAAAAUCCGGCCUGGCCCGAUAUGAACAAUACUCGUUCGAUAUUUGAUUAUGCUGUGCGCGUUCACGAACGCUGCAGUGAGUACAGGAAUGGUCCGAUCGUGGUCGUGGAUAGAUACGGCGGAUUCCAGGCAUGCCAGUUUUGCGCAAUAAGCUCGCUAGCAAUGCAACUAGAGUACGAUCAAACGGCAAACAUUUACACCUAUGCGAAGCUGUACCACAACAAGCGACCGGGCAUCUGGACCUCGUACGAUGAUAUCCGGCAGAUCUAUCGGAUACUUUCCUACAUGCCGAAAGAUCUCGGUCUGCUCAAGUGUACCGAGUUGCGCACGGAGUUCGACGAUGCAGCCAUGAUGACGGCAACACCGGAUCUGUACAGCAAGAUCUGUAGCAACGGUAGCAUUAACAAUCAGCUUACGGGCGGAACGCCGGACGGUGUAGGGAAUGGAACCGCAACGACAACUACAACGACUACAUCGAUUAAUCCACCACCGGGUAUGACGAUUCCGGGCGUGGUAGCAGGCACACCGAAUGCCGUUUGCCCACCGAUGGUUGGAGUGGGAGCGGGUGGAACGACACCACCGCCUCCGAACCACCAGAACGGUGGUACGGUUAUCGUGAAGAUGAACGGCGAUGACAACGACGAACUGUCGGUUGUGGUGGCUACCGGCAACCAUCAUCUAAAUCUGGACCACAAUCAGGCGUAAAUUGGGUGUGCGUACACAGUCGCUGCGUUUGCAGCCGAUGCUUCCUCAUUGGGAAAACACAAGUAUUUAUUUGCAUUUAAACACAUUUCCUCUACGUUGGAAUGGGUGUUUUCUUUUUUUACAGUGAGUGAAGUUCGGCUAUACGUUCGGGGUAAGAACGAUGCCACCCUCCAUUGACCCCAUUUUCUGUCGGCUGAAGGUUUGGCCGUUUUGUCAUAGUUUUACAGGACGGAUUCGCUUUUACAUACCGUUAUAUAAAUACGACCAAUUUAUAUCUAAGUUAAGAACAGUAUUUAGUAUAGCGUAGUGUAAACGAUACAUACACACAGGCGUUUGCUUGUUUGUUUGUUUUUUUUUUUUGCUUUUAAGACGACAGUGAACAGCUCCACUGUACGUGAGAUAUUACCAUUUAGUACUCGUUAAUCCUUAAAGGACCCGAACCUCCCGAACAUCUUAUUCCUGGUAACAAACUGCGAAACACUAAAUCUAGUCGUCGAAUGUUCGAUAACGAACAAUCUGCAACCCGUAAUCCAGGCGCGAGUGCGAUUGCACUGUUCCGAUAGUGGGUUGUGUUUAAUUUUUCUACUAGCAUCUAAACACCGUAAACAAUGCAAAUUAUUUAACCAACAGCUAGUAUAGUGCUCGCCGCUUCGUUAAGCCGACAAGCGGGGGCGCUUAAAAUUGUGUGUACUGCUCUUCAUCGGUUUGUAGUAUAUUUUCUUCUUCUUCUGGUUUUUUGCUAACGUUGAGGAAAAUUCCUAUCGAGAAAUAAUCAUAUUGAUUAUGGUGGUACAGUUUCUUUUUUCGCUCUGUUUUACAUUUUGGGGAACUGUAAGACGCUUGUAGCGUCGAUUCAAACAAUCAUGCAAAUUAUUACGCACAACCCGCGUUGCGUACCCGCUUUGUCCGAAUCCUUGCUACCGAGCGUUUCCUGUUGCGUUCGCGUUGUAAAAAUGAUCGAUAAACCAUUUAGUUUGUACGCACCGAGUUAGCUGCUUAAGAAGUGCGUUUUAUAGUAUGUUUUUCAUUGUGUAAAUAGUGUUUAGUUGUAAGCAUACUGCUAAUAAGCAUUAUUCAUCCGGGAAGAGAAGAAGGCCGCUAAUGGCGAGAGUAUUGAAACGGCUGCAAAAGAAGAUCCAGUUUGUUCGAAAGGAGAUCGACUGACAACAAAACAGCUCAAUCCGUUGGUUGCAUACACCGAUUGCCGAAUCCGGUUACCGGAUAGUAACAAUUCCAUGUGUUGUCGUCGUACAAGCAAGCUGUUGAAACAAAUCACAAAUCUCAUCGAAUGAGAUAACCCUUACUAUUGAAAGCACAAUUGAAGAAUUCCACUAAAGCAACCGUAAGCCAUAUACCAUUUACCAUUGAAACACACAACAAAAGGAAAAGAAACACUGAUGCGACGAAUUACAAAUAGUAGAAACAUAAUGUUAGUGAAGGAAUCAUACCGGAAACAAAUGGAGGAAAACGAUGAGAUAUAAAGACUGGUUUUCUAAGCUUCUUGCUGUUUGACAUCACACCGAACAAAAUCUAUGCGGAAGAUAAAAUGGACAAGAUGCAGCACACAAACACAAAUGAACAAACAAAAUAACCACCAACCAUAACCACAAACAGAAACGAAUCGAACAAACAGCAUUUAAUGCAAAUGCGAAUGCGAAACAUGAAACAAAACGAACAAAGAAGCGAAACAUAACAAUUAAAUGAUCGAACAAACAUUAGGAACAAAACAAAUAGAAUGAUUUGAAAGGAUAUUUCUCCAAAUCUCUAAAAGUUGACAAAUUAAAUUAAAGUAAAGAAGUUGAAUGUGCCGUGUGCCAAAAAGAAAACGAACAAACUAUAACUAUAAAUCAUUUACUGCAACAAAAAAAUGCUGCGAUGCUCCUUGGCACAAAAGUACGGUUUGGUGGAAGGGAAAGUUAUUUCACGAUCGAUUACUGUUUGGCACUGGACUGUGCUGCAAAAUGAGCUCCUGUAUUUCUUAUAGUAAUAUAUAAAUCAACUUGCACUAUGUAUGAACAACACCGAAAUGGAACCGAAAACAACUUCUUUAGGAAGAGGGGAAAAACCAACAAGCGCCGUGAAUUGUACGUUUAUAAUACAAUGUGAUUAAUGCUAGUUUGUAGUAGAACCCGUACCAAUACGUCCCCCAUGUGGGUUCCGCUGUACUAGCGAAUCGUGCAUGUGUUUUUCUCUGCCCUCGCUUUACUCACACUUGUCCUGUCUUUUCUAAUAGAUUUACAUUUCGUUCCCUGUGCCACGUGUUUGCUGUACGGCAAAGGUUCCAUUUGCUCGAGUGUACAAUUGAAAUAGAAUAGUUUAGAGAAAAACAGACGAAAACUGCAUUAGUGAACGAGUAUGCACUAGUAUCCAACAUAACUCUAGAACAAUACUAAACUCCUUUUCCGGAAAGUUAACGUACGAUCGCCGUUCGAAGAAAACCGAAAAAAAACGCUGAUCGUUGACUACGGACAGACAUUUUUUGUUUUGUUGUUCAUCAACCAUCAGCAAAUAUAGUUCCUUGCCCGUAAAAAGAAAUCGAUACAUCCUUACCGCCAGAUUCCUUUUGUUUCGGGUUCAUUAGGUAAAAAUCUAAAUAUUUCGCAUUUCAUACACAAGGGCGCAUGACGAAGAAAAUGCAUUCCCUGCGAUUUGUGUUCACCAUUCCAGAAGCGCGUGAAACACAGUAUUAGAGGAACGCAACAGCUUCACACCCCAGUCCGAGACAGUAUUCCAUAGAAACAAUACAAUUACGUCCUUGGUAGAAAAGGGUCAUUCCUUUCACGAUAUGCGAUCGGGUGGUAGUGCCGUACCAAGUAAGUAGUAGAAAACAAUACAAAACAAAGUAACAAGCAAAACAUUCACGAAACGCGUAGUAAAAAAACAAAACAAAACUUCGAACGUAAACGUAGCUAAAGAAUUGUGGCAUUCGGAAAAUCUAGGAAAAUUUUGUGCAAAUUUGCACCGAACACCGACAAACGGUAAAGAAGCGAAGUGUAAGUAAUGUUAAAACAAAAAAAUGUCUCAUAAUUAAUUUAAACAAAAGGCACCCUCAGAUGCCAUGUGUACUACAAAACAAGAACAAGUGAAGAACAAAACAAGAAAAAAACCAAAUUUAAAUUAGGCUUGAAAUAAAUUAAACUGAAACUUCCCUGUGAAACAAAAAACAAAGGAUGAAAUUGCAUUUCGUGUGCAGUAUAAUGCCCCGCCAGGUGUUGGAGGGAAGGAAUUAAACAGCGAAAUGCGUAAAUAUGCUAAGAAAUGGAUGGAAAUUAAUGUGCGACGACGAGAUGGCUACAAACUGCUUGUAACAAUCCGUAGAAAGCAAUUGUGCCGCAGAAGGAAGCCAGUCAACUCACUCUGAUCGAGGACAAAAAUGAAUCGCGGCAAGUGUUGUUUCCUCUUUUGUUUUUCUAUCAGAAACCGCUCAAGGAAAGUAUGCAUUUAUGAUAACGUUAUGAUACGUACCGAACAACCGAUCAACGAGAUACACGACGCUACCGCAGAUGAUAGGUCGCGGGAUGAAUAGAGGAUGGAAGUAAUAAGAAAUUAUUCGACUAGAUUAGAAAUUAGAUGGACUUGGUGACAAGAGCCAUACCUGAAAGCACAAACAGAGAAAUAGCUGCGGGGUUUUUUUCCGGACGCAUGCAUGCACAAUCCUUGCCGAAGAUGCAUCCACAAGUAGGAGCGGAAAACAACCGAAUGCUUCCUGAGCUGAACAGGGGACAGAGAGAGCGAGAAUGUGAGAAUGAAGAGCGAUUAUUCCUUACGGUGCAGCUAGAAAUCGAAAUAAAUACAUGUAAUAUUUUAUGUGAAAAUUAAAACACAACUGAUAAUACAAA